AUGGAUGGACAUGGUGGCGGGCCCUCCGACUUCCAUCACUUGGUCUCUCAUCUGAACCUCGACCCCAACGACUGGCAGUCGUCACAAGCCGAUGGAGCCUCCUCCACCGUGUCGUCUGUAACCGAUGGCCUGCGUUUGCAGAGCGCCAUCCCGGCCCAGCUGUAUCCUACUACUACCCCCUCUCCCCGCGCCUCUCUGUUCUCCGCUGGUCCUCCCGCCUCUUCGCCGCCCUCCAACUCUUCGCGCCCACUGCUCGCCCCCCAGCCUAUUUCGUCGCCUCCGUCGUCAAGGCGCUCUGCUCGCUUUGACCUUGAACUGCCGAGCAGCUCCCGCCCUCCGAUAGCCAGGGUCGAGAAGGAUGUUGAUGAUCCUACAACACCCGUCGGCUCUCGGAGAUCCAACGACCGCAGCGACUAUCAGAAUCUCACUACUUUGAGCCGCUUGUUUGCCGGCACCCCGCCUGCCUCGGCCAGGUCUAUCCCGUACAGCAGAAUGCAAUCGACUUCUGCUGCCGGCAUGAUCCCCGGCUCUCUGUCCCACCACGUCUACAGCAGAGGCUUGCUUGACGGCCGUCACUCAGACAUCAUUAUCGUGGCUUUUAACAAAAGAUAUCGCCUUCAUCGACUAGUUCUCGAUCAAGCGCCCUACUUCUGUUCCAUGCUCUCGGGCCCUUGGCGGGAAAGCCGAGCAGAAGAGGUCACUCUCCACCCCGAAGAAUUGGACCACUGCAUCACCGAGGCCGCCUUUGAGCUGACCUUGAAACGUCUGUACGGCUACGACAUUUCCGACGAGGAAGACGUCGAGUGCUUGGGCUUGUUCGCUACCGCAUGCUGGCUCGAAAUGCAGGACCUAAUCGACUCGAGCAUCGACUCUAUCCUGCGCAGGAUGCACCCCGAUAACCUUGGCCCACUCAUCAAGCUGGUCACCCUGCAAUACUAUGGGAGAGCCGGCGAGAGGCUACUUGCAUCGGCGAAGGCCAUGCUCUGCAGAGACGGCUCCGAGAUGAAGCUGAAGAACUGGGAUGAGAUCCCUGGGGAGAUCGCCCGGGAGAUCGUCGGCGGGGACGGCUUCUAUAUCCACGGGGAAUGGGAGAGAUGGGUUUUGGCGAAACGCCUGCUGGACCGCCGCCUCAAGAAGGUCGCUGCCGAGUUCAGCCUCAUCAAGUCUGCCAAGUCGCGGAGCACCAAAGCACCAGACAUGCUUGGCCUAAUGGCUGUCAGGUUCGACAGUGUCUAUCGCCAAAAUGCCAUCACCACUGGGUUGUCGCGCCAGGAAAACCCUCAGGAUGAGCAGCAGAAAUGGAUGUCCCUGUACACCCACCACGACAUCGAGCCUCUACUGGUCCUGCUCGAAGAAGGAAUUCACUACAUCCAUCUGGAGUUCGAGCAAUUGCAGUUCAUCAGAACAGCACGCGAUACCUUUGGGCUUCCAAUAGUGUCUGAAAAGGCCAUCACAAACGCCUUGUGGAUGCAGAUGGAACUUCGGCAGAAAGUGCGGUCGGCAAACCCGCAGGACAUGGAGCUUGGACUCAGCAAGCCGGCCGAACCGGACCAGCCAUACCGGCCUUCAUCCAAGAGCUCUGCCUCGUCGAAAGGCAAGCAAUCUAUGGAGCCAUCGACCCCUGACUCGGAGCUUGACGAGAUGGACUCCGGCAGCUGGGAUGCCAAUGGCAAGCCUCGCAAAUUCUGGAUACCCUCUGCAGACUGCAACAUCGUCAUGGGCGGCGCCGCUGAACCCGUCGUCACGACCACAAGCGCCUCGCCUCGCCAUGCCUCUCGCCUGUCGGCUACUUUACAGCCUGAGGAUGUCCAGUGGGCGACAGACUUCUCCGUCAUGCCUGAUGCCAACCGCAUCCCGACACCAUUCCGUCCAGGAUCUUCCGGUGGUAUGCCCACAUCCAGACCCAAGGGCAUCUCCUACACGCACUUCCCUCCUUUCCGCUUCGCAGCCGAAUUCCCUAACCCCCGUCUUCUGAAGGAGAAGAAGCGCGUCUACUCUCGCACCGUCUUCUACGCCGGCUCCUUGUGGAACAUUUACAUCCAGAAGGUCCGUUCAUCCAAAAACCCACAGCUGGGUGUAUAUCUCCACCGCGCGAAAGAGUACUCUGCCGAAGACUGCGCCAACACCGGCGAAGUCCUGACCUCAGCCUCUGCCCGCAUCGGCGAGCUCGAGCGCCGCAUCCUCGUCGGCGGCACGGGCUCGGAGCGCAGCUCGCGCCGCAGCCGGCAAGCCGAGCAGGUCGCCACCGCCAUGAUGGGCAUCUCGCCCGAGGACGACAACACCUCCGGCAGCGGCGGCGACGGCGACGUGGUCGCGUCCCCGACCACCACCGGGCCUUCGCGCACCGGCGAGCGGUCCCGUCGCCAGCAGCCGGCUGCCCCCACGCAGGACCUCAGCUCCACCGCCGGCCUGCCCGAAUGGAUGCGCACGCCGUGGACGACCGCCGACACCGACGACAACGGCUCCGAAGACGACUCGGACGCCGAAAGCCUCACCCACUCCCAAUACGUCCGCCACCGCCUCCCCGGCAACCCGUACUACCACCACCCCGCUGCCCCCGCCCCCGCGCGCUCCGCAUCCGCAUCCACAUCCGCCACCUUCGCCCCCUCCACCUCCAGCAAACACGGCCACGACCAGCGGCCCGCCCCAAACCAAACCUCCGCCUCCGCCACGAUCCCGCCCUACAUCGACGGCCGCCCCACCAUCAAGACGUACUUCAAGAUCUACUCGCCCUCCAAGGGCGGCCGCCUGCUCUCCGUCUACGAGAGCGCCCCCGACCGCUUCAACUUCAGCCAGAGCUGGGGCUGGAAGAGCAGCACCCUCAUGCUCGACGACACUGCUGCUGCCGCCGGCGGUCCGACGAACGCUGCUGCCGCUGUGGGAGCGGCGGCGGCGGAUCCGACUGGUGAUGUCGUGGUUGGCGAGGGUGUGGAGCAGCAAGAGGGCGAUGUUACUGCGGUGGGGGCGGGGUCGGAGGGCGGCGGUGGCGGUGCGAGUAGUGCGGCGGCGUGGAAGGAUAGGGGGAGGAGUAAGAAGGGGGAUGGGCUGUUGAGGUUUAUGGUUGUUAUUGGGAAUUUGUAG
Molecule: messenger RNA, 3081 nt
Organism: Diplodia corticola
Lineage: Eukaryota; Fungi; Ascomycota; Dothideomycetes; Botryosphaeriales; Botryosphaeriaceae
Product: btb poz-like protein
Exons: 2
Coding region: 1-3081 (1026 amino acids)
Molecular function (GO): protein binding
Source: RefSeq, a predicted model, not a curated record